AGUGAUGUCACUUGCGGGGUCAUCUUCAGAGUAAAGAAUUAACGGCAUGUCCAUCUGCGAUGACACCCUCCUGUGUAAUUUCCCAAAGUGUCGCGCUAAGCUGAGCGCCUUCGCUUGGGUCACAGCGUGCUCACAUGUUUUCUGCGAUCAGCACGGAUCUGAGAAGUUCAGCCGUUCUCCAGUCAUCUGCCCUGCAUGCUCGUCUGCACUGUCUGGAAAGCUGGACAUUGUGAGGAUGGAGCUGUCGCCCUCUGAGGAGUAUAAAGCGAUGGUGCUGACAGGUCUGCGACCAGACAUAGUGCUGGACAUCAGUUCUCGUGCUCUGGCCUUCUGGAGCUAUCAGGUGCAUCAAGAGCGUAUCUAUCAAGAGUACAGUCUGUCACGGGCCGAAUCACAGCUGAAGCAGAUGGAGAAGAUGCUGACUCAGCAGAACCAGAGUAGAGAACUGGAGCUUACCGCCUUGAAAGGAGAAAUUGCCUCCCUGAAGAAAAUGAUGGACGAGUACAAGAGGAAUUACAGCGAGGUGUCUGAGAAGCUGAUGCAGAGAAACCGGCAGUACCAGAAACUACAGGGGCUGUACGACUCUCUGAGGAUGCGUAGCAUGGUGGUGGGUGCUGGAGAAAGACAUACAGAGCAACAAAUGGGACAUCAAGACUACAACGCUGAUAAUAAUGCCGGGGUGGCUCGGCAUGCGACUCCUCAGAGGAGCCCUCCGUUCCUGUCCCUCGGCCCUGAAGGGGACAGUCGAUUCUUGUCCGCCCUGGAGGCUGAUGGAGGAAAGACCUUCUUCCAGUUCAGCUCCCCUGGCAGGGAUAAAUGCCGGCCCUUCAUCAGGAAGCACUGAGAGCAGCAGUCUGCAGUUAUCCAUGUUACUCUCUGUUCUGCUGUACUCACUUUAGCAGGAGACGUUUGCUCUUAUUUUGUGCAGUUUAUUUCCUGUUCAAACCAUAAAUAUGUGUUUAACAGUAUUAACAAAUAUGGGAUUUCAUUUUAUAUUUUGUUAUAUGUUAUUCCUAAGAAAAUAAUAAAAAUCUCAAGCAUA
Molecule: messenger RNA, 1042 nt
Organism: Neolamprologus brichardi
Lineage: Eukaryota; Metazoa; Chordata; Actinopteri; Cichliformes; Cichlidae
Gene: ccnb1ip1
Product: cyclin B1 interacting protein 1
Biological process (GO): reciprocal meiotic recombination
Cellular component (GO): synaptonemal complex
Molecular function (GO): ubiquitin protein ligase activity
Source: RefSeq, a predicted model, not a curated record